Messenger RNA from Labeo rohita (rohu), 1753 nucleotides. RefSeq names its product modulator of smoothened b (gene mosmob). The record is from RefSeq and is a predicted model, not a curated record. The transcript has 4 exons. Bases 901 to 1410 code for a protein of 169 amino acids. Gene Ontology annotation, biological process: negative regulation of smoothened signaling pathway. Gene Ontology annotation, cellular component: ciliary membrane; Golgi apparatus. NCBI's taxonomy places the organism in Eukaryota, Metazoa, Chordata, Actinopteri, Cypriniformes, Cyprinidae.
AUGGAAGCAUUGUUAUGUUUUUAAAUUGCACAUUUAUUUGUUGUUAUAUUAAAUCUAAGUUUGAUUAUUUCUUGGGGAUGCAAAAGGCACCGAUUUUGUGGAAUGACCCAAAAAUAUACAAACGCCCUUGUCCAACAAUAUAUAGUUAAUAAAAUACUGCAUUCUUUAAUAGCCUUGUUGCGUUUACUACCGUGUUUAAAAUGUAUAAAAUAAAAAUAAAUAUUUUAAUCUCUUAUUAUUGAUCAAUGAUAUAUACAUUGCUUCUACCUAGUCGUAAACAUAUAUUUACAGUAUAGUUUAUUACAUUCUGUGUCUGUUCAUAUUAAGUCUUUUUUGAAAAAAACGUUUUGUUUACUGACGUUUCAAGUGAGAGCGCACAACUGUCAAAGCAGGUUGGUGACGUCAUGCGUUGCGUCAUGUUCUCCUGCCCCCUCCGUUAUUCCUUACAAAGAGAAAACAUCUCGCGAGCAGGCUUGUGUUUUGAAAGGUUCGCGGACGCUGUUUUACGGUAUAUUAGUUUAAAUUGAAACGCGGAAGAACCUAAGACAAGGAGGACAACUGUAGUUAUCGUUACAGCACGACGUUCGCCAGCAAAUCCGAUACUGAUGCGCGAACAGACUCCUGCGCUGUGGAAUCGUUUUCCCUUUUCAAUGAUAUCCAUAAAUCAAGAGGGAAGAUCCAGCACGGAUGUAACACAUAGGAAUACUUGGGAUUUUCCACACAGCCUUGCUCAAGUAUGGGCUCACCUUUCAGGGUGUUAUUAGUGGAGUACGCUGAGGGAACUGCAUGAAGAGCAUCUCCAUGAGGUUCCCUCUGAAAAGAGGGAGUGAAAGUUGCAUCCAUCUCAUACAAUCCCAAACAUCAAACAGACCUAAACUCAUGUAGUUCACAGACUGAAGUAUGAAAAUGGAUAAACUCACCAUUAUUUCAGGAUGUCUCUUUCUCGCAGCAGAUAUCUUCGCAAUUGCAAGUAUUGCAAAUCCAGACUGGAUCAAUACGGGCGGUCAGGAGGGAGCUCUGACGGUGGGUCUAGUCAAGCAAUGCCAGACCAUCCAUGGUCGAAACAGGGUAUGUAUCUCCCCAAGCCUUCCUCCAGAAUGGAUCACUACCCUGUUCUUCAUCAUCUUAGGCAUCAUCUCGCUCUCUAUCACAUGUGGCCUGCUUGUGAUCUCACACUGGCGGCGAGAGGCUACAAAAUACGCCCGCUGGAUCGCCUUCAUGGGAAUGGUCCUCUUCUGCAUGGCCGCUCUAAUAUUUCCAGUUGGAUUUUACAUCAAUCAAGUUGGAGGACAACCUUACAAAUUACCCAAUAAUACGGUUGUUGGGUCCUCAUAUGUACUGUUUGUUUUAUCAAUAUUUUUCACAAUAGUUGGACUUCUUUUUGCGGGUAAAGUCUGUCUGCCUGGCUGACAAAUCUGGCUGUUUUUUUUCCUGAAGAUUUUUUAUGCUACGUAUUUGACUUUUUCAAUGCUGGUGUGGUUCAGCUGAUGACAAAGGAAUGGUUCCACUUUAAAGGGAUGACUCACUCACACAAAAGGGCCUUUUUGCAGUGGAUGUUUUAUUAGAAUGAUAUUGUGGUCAUUAAAAGACUUACAUAAGCAUUAAUGUACAAUCAGUCAGCCAUUCAGGCUAAAUAAAUCAUCCUUGUAUCAUCCUGAGGUGAUUUAUUUUUGAAUAAUGACUGGCAGACUGUACAAUAUCCUGCUUAUGGCAAGGCUACUCACCAAAUAAAUAAAUAUAUGGACAAAUAACA